Saccostrea cuccullata (small rock oyster) is the source of this 849-nucleotide messenger RNA. Its product is annotated as ceramide transfer protein-like. The transcript is spliced from 4 exons. Gene Ontology annotation, biological process: ER to Golgi ceramide transport. Gene Ontology annotation, molecular function: lipid binding. Lineage: Eukaryota; Metazoa; Mollusca; Bivalvia; Ostreida; Ostreidae. The annotation marks the transcript as partial. The record is from RefSeq and is a predicted model, not a curated record.
GGUAUUACUGGCCAUGAGGUUUGCCAUUACUUCUGGAGUAUUGAUGAACGCUUGGAUUGGGAUGCUACUCUUGAGUCCAGUGUCUGUACUGAGUGGUUGGCUGAGGACACUUUUAUCAGUCACAACGUCAUCAAGAGGGUGUGGCCGGCCUCUCAGAGAGACGCCCUCUUCUGGUCACACCUCCGUCAUGUGACAGGGAAGAAUGACGAGGAACCAGACAGGUGGAUUGUCGUCAAUUACUCAACGGAGGACAGUAAAAUUCCUAACAAGUAUGUGCGAGUUAAAAUGAAUGUGGCCAUGAUAUGUGAGACCAUCAUUGAUCCACCCGCUGAUGGUAAUAUCAGUCGUGACGACAUCAAGUGUAAAAUCAGGAACACCGCAGAGGUUAACCCAGGAGGAUCGGCCCCAGCCUCUGUGUGGAGAGGUGUGUACAAGAGAGAGUACCCCAAGUUCCUCAAACGAUUCACCAGCUAUGUCAAGGACACGGUCAAAGAUAAACCUAUCCUUUUCUAAACGCUGCUUUGUUACUUCUUUAUUGUGCCUUCUUGUCUCCAUUUCUAAUUAAAAACUUCUGUAGCUUUUUCAGCUUUAGGAAAUUUCAGUUUGUCUGGUUUGUUACGCAAGGAUACCAGAUCACUACAUGUACACUGUAUAUACUGUAGACAUAUGGACUUUGGUUUUGUUCUGUGUUGAAAAAUCAUUGGUAAAUAUCAAGGCGAAGGUACAGUAGUAAUUGUUCAUAGCAGGGGUUUAGCUAGAAAAAUGUUAAUAAAAUGUCCAUCCAAAGAAAGGCAAGUAUUGUACAAACUUUGUAGAGAAUUAAAAAAAAAAAUGUUGAUAUGUGUACUA